Molecule: messenger RNA, 4788 nt
Organism: Electrophorus electricus (electric eel)
Lineage: Eukaryota; Metazoa; Chordata; Actinopteri; Gymnotiformes; Gymnotidae
Gene: reps1
Product: RALBP1 associated Eps domain containing 1
Biological process (GO): endosomal transport; endocytosis
Cellular component (GO): plasma membrane; cytoplasm
Molecular function (GO): calcium ion binding; protein binding
Source: RefSeq, a predicted model, not a curated record
GGGACGGGAAUGGCGGCGCUGUCUGUUGAUGGAAGGAGCCCAAAGAGCCCGAAACUUUAUUUCUAGGAAAAGUUUUAAAUUAAAACUCGAUCUUUCUACAGACGCCUCGCUCCGUCGUUGAAAACGAGUAAAGGGCACAGUGUUAUUACUUCCUCUGAAAAAAAAAGCACAGCGUCAGCGGUUCGGGAGUUGAUUAGCUAGCUGUCCACUGCGCCUCUGACUUGGUGAGGCGAGCUAGCGGUUAGCGUGGCUAACGAUGUUGUAAACUGGCGUCGCAGUUUGGCUUGAACGGAGCUACAGGGACGCUAGCCUGCUAGCUACUGCCCGUAACUUAACUAGUGUGUAACCUAACGUUAAAGGUUUGGCACGCUACUAUUCUGUUCACACUUCGUCUUUGUUGUCCCGUACAUUUCACGUGUAAUUUUAGAAUAGCUGAAAAAAAAGACUGAAGAAGGAUAUUUGGCCUUUGCUAAGCGAGUCCACGCCGCGCUCAUUCGCCCUUAUCUGGACAGUCGGUAGCUGUGUGGCGAGCUAGUCGAGCUAGGGACACCACAGCCUUCGUUUCUUGCUGGCUAACGCUAGCUAGCUCGGUCGUCAUUGUAGUAUAUGCCACAAUGGAGAGUUUAACGUUAAGCGAUGUCGAGCAGAAAUAUUAUUCAGAUUUGUUUGUCUAUUGCGACGUGGACAACACUAAAAAAGUGGCAUCCAACGGCAAAGUUCUUGACCUUUUCCGAGCGGCCCAACUGUCCAACGACGUGGUACUCCAGAUUACUGAACUCUGUGGUGCCACUCGUCUUGGCCAUUUCGGCAGGAGUCAGUUUUACAUUGCAUUGAAACUCAUUGCUCUGGCCCAGUCUGGCCUGCCACUUCGUGUAGAGAGCUUAAACAGUGUCAAAGACCUGCCCCUCCCUCGCUUUGUGGUGGGCAAGAAUGAACAGGAGUCCAGGCACACAGCCAUGUACCCAGACACGGAGAAUCAGGGGCCUUACUCCAGUGUGAUUCCCAGGCCCCCAGGCAGAGUACCAGCCAAAAAAUUGUCCACCCAUGAGGUGAUCCAGCCAUGUGUGUCUGCCGUGGAGCCUCAGCCAGACACUACGUCUCCUGUAGUCUCACCUCACCAGUCCCCGCCCACCUCGCCCCAUGCCUGGAGAAAGCACAAGCGGCAGGCCAGUGGAGGGGCUGUGGACAGACCACCUGCCGUGGCAGGAGCCGCCUGGCCACCCUUUAGAGAAGCACAACCAGCAGGUGAUGGGAUGUGGGCUUCCCAUUCACCUCCUCCCGUUCAGGAAAGCUGGGUCAGUUUUACUGACACGCCUCCCUCCAGCACACUUCCGGCAGUGCACCCCUCUUCCGCUCAGGAGAGCACAACAGUACGAACAGUGGCGUCUGCAGCAACAACAAAUGAGAUCCAAAGACAGGCCAGUGGCUACGAGGACCCCUGGAAAAUCACAGAUGAGCAGAGACAGUAUUACAUUAACCAGUUCAAAACUAUUCAACCUGACCUGACUGGUUUUAUUCCUGGCUCUGCUGCAAAGGAGUUUUUUACUAAAUCAAAGCUGCCUAUUCUAGAAUUGUCUCACAUUUGGGAGCUCUCAGAUUUUGAUAAAGAUGGUGCUCUCACUCUGGAUGAGUUCUGUGCAGCGUUUCAUCUUGUAGUCGCGAGGAAGAAUGGUUAUGACCUUCCAGAGAAGCUUCCCGAGAGCCUGAUGCCAAAGCUGAUUGAUCUGGAUGACUCAGCAGGAGUCCCGGAGUCUGCCCCUGAGGUGGGUUUCUCCAGUUCUCCUGUGGAGGUGACCCCCAAUAAAUCUCCCUCCAUGCCCUCCCUGAACCAGAACUGGCCAGAGCUCAACCAGAGCAAUGAGCAGUGGGAGACUUUUAGCGAACGUUCCUCAAGCUCACAAACUCUGACCCAAUUUGAUUCUAACAUUGCACCAGCUGACCCUGAUACAGCAAUAGUGCAUCCUGUGCCCAUCCGUAUGACUCCCAGCAAGAUACACAUGCAGGAGAUGGAGCUGAAAAGAACUGCAAGUGACCACACACAUCCAACAAGUCCAUUAAUGGCUAAACCACCUGAACUUUCGGAGGAGAAAAAGCUAGCAGCAAUCAAAUUUCCUGGCAGCACUGUGGGUGACGGCUAUAGCAGCUCUGACUCUUUUACAUCUGAUCAGGAGCCUAUCUCAAGUGCUGUAACUAGACAGAGGUCUCACUCUGGGACGUCCCCUGAGGGCCUGAAAGCUGUGGCUCCACCGCCGCCCCCUCCCCGCCCCCACGCCUCACACUCGCGCUCCUCCUCUCUGGACAUGAACAGGAACUUUACCGCCGUCGCUGCAGGAACCCAGCAGCAGGCAGGAGUCGUAGCCUUUCCACCUGCUGUGCCUCCUCGACCCCUACCGACACAGACAUCAGUGCCACAUGGGCAUCGUCCUGUAGAUGGAGACGGUCUUCCAGCACAUUCCAGCACCUCGCCCCAGCAGAUGCCAGAGCAGCCCAACUUUGCUGACUUCAGUCAGUUCCAGGUCUUCGCUGUGGAGCAGCCGGUAGACGAUGGAGACACACAGCAGGAUGGCGGGCAGGUGGAGAAAGGUGUGGACGCUGCCGGGGCUGUCAGAGCGACGAAGAAUGACACACAGGCUGAGGAGCGCACUCCAGCCACUGUGAACUCUGCCAAAGGCUCCACUCCUCUCGCCCCGCCUCCCAAACCUGUCCGGCGGAGGCUCAAGUCGGAGGAUGAACUCCGACCCGACGUGGAGGACCACCCGCAGAAAUCUAGCGUUGUCCCCGGUGUCCUAGCAACCCAGGCCUCUAUUCCGCGGUCUAUUGGGAAAGAUAAAAAGGCUAUUCAGGCUUCCAUCAGAAGGAACAAAGAGACAAACACCGUUCUGGCCAGACUCAAUAGUGAAUUACAGCAGCAGUUGAAGGACUUGCUAGAAGAGAGAAUAUCCUUGGAAGUUCAGCUGGAACAGCUGAGACCGUUUUCCCAUCUUUAAGGUGUAAAGAAAGCUGUGAUGGGAAUGGUCCAGUAGAUCCUGUGGGAGGACACACAUUUCAGCCCCUUCUCCCCUGCUCCUCCAGCUGCAAUCCCCAUUUUGCGUGAAGGAGGAGUCUGCUGCCACCGUCUCCUCCUCUUCGAACUCCUCCUCGCUGCUCUCACACAUCCCAUCCUGGUCUUAGAGUGGGAUGUGCUGAGAGACGGGGGAUAGGGAUGUAGUACGUUUUGGCACUUUUGAAGAAACCGAGUGUUUGCCGUUAUUAAUGUCAGUCCUCUUGUCUUGUGCAGAAUGGAGUUGGCUGGUGCCCACUGCUGAAUGUGGGAAGUAGGGGGUGCUGUUUAAGACCCCCUGCUCACAGUGAUGUUUCUGGGGGCACAGUGGUACCCCAGCAUGCUCUGAUAAUCGUGUUAGCCAAUGGGCCAGAUGAUCAGAGGAGGGGACUGACUUUGGGAAGAUUAUGCUCCGUUUCAGAAGUACGUUCAUGAAUGAUUGUGCUAGGCACGCAAUCAUAGUUCUUGUAACCUCCCUAAUCUGCUAGUGGAGGUCACGUCUAUGCGUGUGUGUGCGCGCGCGUGUGUGUUUGUGUGUGUGUGCGCACGCACGUGCGCGUGUGAGCAACGGUUACAAAUAUAAGGCAUAAUGCAACAAAGACUGCUCUAUUUUCUUCUUUUAACAUCUGUGGUAUAACAAAAUGAUUUUUUUUAAAACCUUGUACAGUCAUUGACCUAGUGUAACAACAGAUAUUUUAUUAGUGGGCCUCCACCCGACUCCCUCAUAAGGACGCUGCCUAUAGUGUACCUCACAUGUCUGAACAGUCUGAAUGCUUCAUGCUUCAGGAUCCUGCUUCCCUGUGAUGUCACCUAUAAAUGUGAGACCUGAGAUGGAAUGACUGCUAUUGUCUCCUUGCCAUUCUUUUGUCUGUCCUUUUACUCCGUAACACAAUUUUUGCAUGUUGUUUGUGUUCAUAGUUUAUAUAAAACUGCUCUUACAAUUGAACCACUUAAUUUGUGUCCAUUAUCUCAACUAGUAUGACUUUUACGUUGUUAUGCUGAUUUAAAUUCUUGUUUGGUUUUUACUUGGUCGGUUGGUCGGUCAUUUGGUGUCUUUUCCGUUUUCUCAUAAUUCCAUUUCUACCCACCUGUCUUUGAAGCCUUAUUCUAGUCAUUCAGGUUUUCACACCAGUGCUCCCCCAAACUGUGGAAUCAAGGUGAGCCUUCCUUUCCUGCUGUUCAGGUCGAUGUACUGUAUAAGGGGUUGUUGUAUAUUGUAUGAUAUACAUCUUUUGAUCUCGUAUGUAAAUUUGCAUUAAUUGCUGACUAACAGCAACUAUUCUAUUUAAUUGCUUAUAUUAUGGCUGUGGGAUCAUAGAUGUUUAACUGCAUGGAUGUAUCUCUGCAGAAUGAACUAGCAGCUGUGUGAUUUUUACACAAAAUAAAGAUGGCACAAUAUUUUAAUAACUUAUCCUUUAUUGUCCAUUUGCAUUGGAAGAUUUUUGUUGAUAGGAGGUCCAGAGUUGCUGUAGGUAAAUACAACAUUAAAUAUUUAAAGGGAGCAUCUUUUCACAGAGCCUUUUGUGAAGUACUCCUGCAGUUUACCUUUGUUACCAGCUGAAUGCGAGAUUGCAGUUUGAGGUGUGUAUUAUAACAUCGACAUGUCUCGUUAAGAGUUGUGCCUGCUGCCGCGGCCCAGUGUAAUUUCGCUGUGAAGUGGCAAGAGUCUGCACUCUACAGGCAAAGACGGGGGCAGUAGAGCCCUUCUCAUCUCUGAUUCUCUGAUUUGCCAGAGGAAAAUGACUGGG